Oxyura jamaicensis (ruddy duck) is the source of this 1727-nucleotide messenger RNA. RefSeq names its product MNAT1 component of CDK activating kinase (gene MNAT1). Bases 16 to 1473 code for a protein of 485 amino acids. The transcript is spliced from 8 exons. Lineage: Eukaryota; Metazoa; Chordata; Aves; Anseriformes; Anatidae. Gene Ontology annotation, biological process: nucleotide-excision repair; regulation of transcription by RNA polymerase II; positive regulation of cyclin-dependent protein serine/threonine kinase activity. Gene Ontology annotation, molecular function: cyclin-dependent protein serine/threonine kinase activator activity. The record is from RefSeq and is a predicted model, not a curated record. Gene Ontology annotation, cellular component: transcription factor TFIIH holo complex.
UCUGGUCCGUGAGCGAUGGGUUUGGCGGUGUCCGUGAACAAACUUCCCCUUGACGCAAAGAACAUCAUUGUCCCUGGAUUAACUUUCAGCCUGAGCAAAGAGGCAGGCUGUUUGGGCAGGGCGAUUAAACGCCGUGGUGCUACUGAGGCUGGUCGUUUCCUUCCUGCCCCGGGGGAGAGCCCAUGCUUCCGUGCAGUUGUUGGGUGCCUUUGGGAAGGGCUGCAGAGCCCGGUGUUACUGGGUGUAAAAAGGGAAAGAAAGGGGCGAUGCUAUGCGUGUGGAAGCAACAAAAAAUGGGGGAACAAUCUUCUGUGUCUGCCUUUAACACGUGUCUGCCUUCUUACUCUUCCUUUCUCCCUCAGAUGCGAGAGCUGCGUGGAGCUGCUGUUUGUAAGAGGGGCUGGGAACUGCCACGAGUGCGAUACCCCCCUGCGGAAAAGUAACUUCAGGGUACAGCUCUUUGAGGAUCCUGCUGUUGACAAGGAAGUGGAAAUCCGUAAGAAGGUGCUGAAAAUAUACAAUAAAAGAGAGGAUGACUUUCCCAGUCUAAGUGAAUAUAAUGAUUUCCUGGAAGAAAUAGAAGAAAUUGUUUUUAACUUGACUAACAAUGUGGAUUUGGAGAACACCAAAAAGAAAAUGGAGCUGUACCAGAAGGAUAACAAAGAAGUCAUUCAGAAAAACAAGAUAAAACUGACGCGGGAGCAGGAAGAGCUGGAGGAAGCUUUAGAGGUAGAACGACAAGAAAAUGAACAAAGGCGACUGCUUGUACAGAAAGAAGAACAAUUACAACAGAUGAUAAAAAGGAAGAAUAAACAGGCACUCUUGGAUGAACUGGAGAGCUCCAGCCUUCCUGCUUCGCUGCUUUUAGCUCAGCAUAAGGACAGAUCUACUCAGCUAGAAAUGCAACUGGAAAAACCCAAACCUGUCAAACCAGUCACGUUUUCCACUGGCAUCAAAAUGGGUCAGCAUAUUUCGUUAGCUCCCAUUCAAAAGCUAGAGGAAGCUCUGUACGAGUAUCAGCCUCUGCAAGUGGAGACACAUGGACCACAAGUUCCAGAGCUGGAAAUGCUGGGAAGGCUGGGAGCCAGAUUCAGCCUUCACCACCUGUUUGGAUGGAGCACAGCUGUGAGGGACCUCCAGGGCGAUGGGAGCCUUGGGGCCCUCUCAGCCCUAACCCUUCUUGCCAGAGAAACAAACAGCUUGGGGGGGGGGGGGGGGGGGCGGGAAGAUGGCUUGUACCAGGAGAGUUCCCAGCCUCUGUCCCUUUGCAUGUGUCCCUGUAAGGUGGUGAAAGAGUUAAGAGCAGCUGGGUGGCUGUGGCGGCAAGGGAAGGCAUUCGGUAAGGGGAGGCACGCGGUGCCCACCGGAAGAGUUCUGCUGAGUCCUGAGGCUGUUUGCAAUUCCAAAACAAAUACAUCGAUGCUGUGGGUUCCCAGCUGGUACGACUCUAACCCUAUUCCAUUGGGUGUCUGAAAUACCUUAGACCAUGCAAGGCUAUUCAUUUAUAUAUAUUUGUGUUUCUGUGUUUAUAUGAACUCAUGCGCAUUUCCUGUUGAUGAAUGCUUAACUAAUGUGCUUUGGUCCCUGGUUUGGGGUUUUUUCAGGCAGCUGCAUACGGCUGCCUGAGUGAGGCAGAAGAGCUGGGCACAACGUUAACCACUCCCGCUAAAGAUUUUCAGUUUCCUCUUAAUUUGGACUCGUAUAAAGACAGGUUACAUCUAAAAGAA